Molecule: messenger RNA, 1833 nt
Organism: Sphenostylis stenocarpa
Lineage: Eukaryota; Viridiplantae; Streptophyta; Magnoliopsida; Fabales; Fabaceae
Source: the annotation of a GenBank genome assembly
AUGGGUCCUACCCCGGAGCCUCCUUCGAUAAAUGUUGAACCCGUAUAUUGCCCUGAAGCGGUUAUGCGAUGGUACCAUCUCACGUCACUACCAAACAGCAGGAGCCAAUGUACAUUACGCAGGAACCUCUCCUUACAGGCCAAGAAGCAUCUUCGUUAUCUGGGUUGGAAAUUUUGGUAUGUUGACAAGAAAGAAAAGUGGGAGUUGCGUUACACAUCACCCAUCAGCGGCAAAAAUUACAUUUCUCUCGCAAGGGCAUGUAAAGGUUGCAUAGAAGAGGGAGGUUGCAAUGAAAACCCUCAAAAUGUUAAAGAAAACAACAUCCUUCAUCACCAAUACCCUACAUCUUCUCAACCAAAAGAGGAGACAAGCGAAUCCAGAAAGAAAACCAGGGUCUGCAAGAAAAGGCAAAGUGAUGAUGACGAUGAUAAGUCAUUUGGAGAUGCCACUAGCUCUGUGAAUGGUAGAAGAGGUAAGGUCUUGCGGUCAAUCAAAAGAAUGAGGCAAGAGGGCGAGGCACAGGGUUCUAAGUGUUCACAACACCAUCGUGGAACCCUUAUCCCUUGGUUGAUAAGUAACGGUGUCGUGGGUUUAGAUUCCGUGGUACUCUGCCAUGGUGCAAAUAACGUGGUUAAGAAAGGGAAGCUAUUGUGUAGUGGCAUAGCUUGUGAUUGCUGUGACAUGUUAUUCUCUCCCACUCGCUUUGAGGCUCAUGCCGGGUGCAAUAGGCACAGACCAAAUGCUAGCAUUAUCUUGGAAGAUGGAAGGUCAUUGUUAGAUUGUCAAAAGCAAGCCCUGGGUUCUCAACAAAACGGGAGUUGUUUUGAGAAAGAAGAGGAACUGGAUGACAGUGAAUAUCAAAAUGAUAACUUUUGUGCCGUUUGUCGUUACGGUGGUGAACUAGUGUUGUGUGAUCGAUGCCCCUCUUCGUUUCACCUCAAGUGUUUAGGUUUAACCCAUGUCCCUGAUGGCGAUUGGUUCUGCCCAGUUUGUUGUUGCAAAAUUUGCAAGCGACCCAGAUGCACAGAUGAUUGUGCUCAUAAUGUGGGUGCGAACAGUGUUUUAGUUUGUCAUCAGUGUGAGGGUAGAUACCAUAUUGGAUGCUUAAAAGCUCCUGUACCAGCUUACACCAAGAUGGGAAACGAGGAAGACCAUUUUGGUAAUGGGAAUUGGCUCUGCAGUAGAGACUGUGAGAGGAUAUUUUUCAGUCUGCAGAGGCUUGUGGGAAAAACCAUCAAUGUUGCUGCAGAAAAUCUUACUUGGACGCUGUUGAAGGCGGUGAAAAGGGAUAGCAGUGGAGAAGAUGAUCUUACUUUGGAUGGAGUUGAAGGUUUGAGUCAAAACGAAAGCAAGCUGAGUGUAGCUCUUGAUGUAUUGCGUGAGAGUUUUGACCCAGUUAUUGAUGCUUUUUCUGGUAGAGAUAUGAUGGCUGAUAUUAUUUUCAGCAGAGGUUCAGAACUCGAUGAUCGGUUGAACUUUCGCGGCUUUUAUACUGUGGUUUUGGAGAGGGAUAAGGAGGUGGUUUCUGUUGCCACUGUAAGGAUUUUUGGCAAGAGGGUUGCGGAAAUUCCAUUUGUGGCUACUAGGAUGCAGCGUAGAAGACAAGGAUUGUGUAGCAUCUUGAUGUAUGAGAUCGAGAAGCUGUUAACUCACUUGGGGGUGGAGAGGUUGGUUUUGCCUUCCUCGUGCAGUGUGAUAGACACUUGGACAAAAUCAUUUGAUUUUUUAAGGAUGAAACUUUCAGAUAAGUCUCAGCUACUUGAUUAUGUUUUUCUGAACUUCGAGGGUACCAUCAUGUGCCACAAACACCUGGUGCAACAAACUUAUAUAUGA